This is a messenger RNA of Papilio machaon (common yellow swallowtail), 729 nucleotides long. RefSeq lists its product as uncharacterized. The transcript has 2 exons. NCBI's taxonomy places the organism in Eukaryota, Metazoa, Arthropoda, Insecta, Lepidoptera, Papilionidae. The record is from RefSeq and is a predicted model, not a curated record. Bases 188 to 574 code for a protein of 128 amino acids.
CAUACAUAUCUUAGAGAAACUUGGCAAAAACCUAAAGACUAAAUAUUUCAAACAAAGAAUUAAAAGCGCGUAUUGCGCUCGGGGAAUCGGCGAGACAACGUAAAAUCGCGUCGUCCAAAAAUAGCCAAGUGCAGGAGCCAGCGCGGCCCCGCCGCCGGCGCGACAGUGACACUCGGCGCCGCCCGCCAUGGCCAGCGACCCCGCCACCAAGAGGCUCUGCGCCGUCAUCGCGCUCUUCGUCGCCAUCAUUUGCAUAUUUGGAGGCUUCAUGCUGGGGCGCAGCGGGCGAGGCGAUGCGCGGCGGGGGAGCGACGCCGCGCUGCUCAACCUGACCGCCGCCGCGGACGGCCUGUACAGGAAGGCGCGCCGCAUCUCACCCAAGAGCGUUCACCAAAAGGACGCGGGCAAGGUGUCGGCGCGGCUGGCGGAGGCGCUGGGUGGCGGCGCGGGCGAGUGCGGGGCGCGCGCGGGCGCAGCACUGGCCGAGCUGGCGCGCGCCUGCCUGCACGCCGAGCUGCUCAAGCUCACCAGGGCCAUCAACAACGCCUCUUUAUAUUUAGACUCGCUCAGAUGACAAUGGAUAGUCAUUCAAUUCAUCAAUCAUUCGUCAUUGGGACUUACUUCUGCUUUAAUAAUGUGUAAGCUAUUAUUAUUUAUAAAGGAAUGUGAUUAUGUGGUUUCUGUGUUAUUGUAAUUGCCGAGUUCCACCAAAAUUUAGUAUUGUUUUUA